AUGGAUGUUGAAGCUGAAAUAAUGCACCAGCUUCCACUUCCGACGUACUUCAAUGAUAGAAUUGGUUCUUUUUUAGUGAGGGAAAAUGUACUCACUUUCAUAGUUGCCAUUGGGGAUCAUGUUUGGGGGGUUUGGGCAUUGAUAGAUUUAAAGACAGGAGGAGAGUGGACCAGUCUUUUUAAAGUUGACUUGGGAGGUGGAAGUGGCAUGCGUAUUGAAAUGCUUCGGCGCAAUAAUUAUUACGCAUGGUUUAGCAUGUUUCCUAUUGGCUGCAUUCAUACUGAAGUUAUCCCAAUGGAUAAUGACUUAAGUAUUAAUGAUGUGAGAACAAGCGUUCCAAUCGUUGCCGAAAUCAAUAUUUCUGAAAACUUAGUAGCAGAAGUUGUCAAUCCCAUUGACAUAGAAUUCACACCAAAAUUGAACAUGCAGUUUGACACUGAGGAUGAUGCAUACGACUUUUAUAAUGCUUAUGGGGGUAAUGUUGGAUUCAGUAUUCGUAAGGAUUAUGCAAAUAAAAGCCGUAAGACAGGAAAUAUUACAACAAGCAAGUUUGUGUGUUCCAAACAAGGUUUUAGGGUGAAGGACAAGAGGGAUAUCCAUACAAGAAAGCCCAGGGCGGAAACUCGAACCGGUUGUGGUGCACUGAUGCAAAUUAGAUAUGACCGCAAGAAGGGAAAGUAUGUUGUAUAUAAUUUUGUCGAAUCUCACAAUCAUCCUAUGAUAAUUGAAGAAUGCACACAUAUGAUGCCAUCACAACGAAGAAUAAGUGUUGCCCAAGCAAUUGAUGUGGAAUUGGCCUGCCAAUCUGGAGUUCCACUCGGUAAUGCAUUCGAGUUAAUGAGCAGGCAGGCUGGUGGGAGGCAAUCAAUUGGCUACACCAAAAUUGAUCAACAAAAUUUUCUAAGGACAAGAAGACAGAGUGAGUUAGAAUACGGAGAGAAGACAUGGCUGAUGAAUUAUUUCAAAAUUCAAUCUUGUGAGAAUCCUUCAUUUUUUCACACCGUGCAAUUGGAUAGCGAUGAAAUGAUAACUAAUAUCUUCUGGGCAGAUUCGAGAAUGAUAAUUGACUAUGGGCAUUUUGGAGACAUCAUCACAUUCGAUACGAUAUACAAGCUCGUCCAAAGCAAUCGUCCUUUUGUGGCUUUUCUUGGUUUGAAUCAUCAUCGGGAGACUGCUGUCUUUGGACUAGCAUUGAUGUAUGACGAGACUGCCAAUUCCUUUGCGUGGCUGUUUGAUUCAUUCUUGAAUGCAAUGUCAGGUAAAGCACCACAAACGAUUCUUACUGACCAAGAUGGUGCAAUGGCAAAGGCGUUGGCACAAGUUAUGCCGAGGACAAGACAUUUACUUUGCACGUGGCACAUCAUGGCAAAUGCACAGAAGCAUGUAGGCACCAUUUUUAGGAAUGAUGAAGGGAUUAAAAGUGUGCUGAGUCAAUUCAUGUACUGUUAUGAUGAUAAGGAUGAUUUUUGUAUACAAUGGGAUGUAAUGUUAAGGGACUACAAUGUUGUUGGUAACACAUGGUUGAACAAUUUGUUUGGUUUAAGAGAAAAAUGGGGUUAUCCAUUUGUUAAACAUUGGUUUACCGCUGGAAUGCGGACAACGCAGCUGAGUGAAAGUUUAAAUAGCUGCUUGAAAGAGUACUUAACCAGGAAAAUGAGUAUUCCAGAUUUCUUCAUGCACCUUGACAGGCUAUUGUCAGACAAACUGUACAAGGAAUAUCAAGCUGAGUAUGGUUUACUCAGUAAACUACCUAGACUUAAACAAAAUUGUCCCAUUCUAAAACAAGUGGGCAAUAUGUACACAUUGAAGAUUUUUGAACUUUUCCAGGACCAAUUCAUAGAAGCUUCUGUGGUUGGUACCGUGGAAGGAACAAGUUUUGAUGAAAAUGGAUUACGUGUUUCUAGAGUAUCUGUUCAUGAUGGCAGUAUGGAUCAGACUGUGACAAGGUGGGAUGAUGGCUUUCUAACUUGUUCGUGUGGGAAAUAUGCAAUGGAAGGUAUUUUGUGCAGCCAUGUACUUAAAGUACUGAAAGACGACACUCAGUAUUUCAAAGAAUUACCUUCUAUGUAUAUACUAAAAAGGUGGAUGAGAAAAGCUAGGGAUAACAGCGUACAAGACAUCCGUGGAUGUGAAGUUAUUGUUGAUCCUAAACUUGAAGUACGCAGAAGGUAUAGGAUGUUAUGUCGUUUUUUUACAGAAAUCAGCUCAUUUGCAUCCGAGAAAGAAGAUGUAUUCAAUAAUUUGAUGCUAAAGGGGAUGAAAUGGAAAAGGAAACACAUUAAUGUUGAAAGGCAAUGUUUCGAUGUUGAACAAGAGGCAACCAAUGAAGCUUUUUCAACUGAAAGAAAUAAUAAUCAUGAACAUAAUGAAAGUAUCAUUGGGGAAGCCAUGACCGGAAGUAAUGCCAAGGGUAUAAAGAAUAAAGAAACAGGUGGUAAGGGACCAAGGCGCAGGAAGAAGAAUAAGUUUGAACAAUACAUGCAGAGAAAAAAAAACUAUGCGAAACGAAAGAAAUCAAAUGGCAACAACAGUGUUAGUGCAGGUGUAAGUGGCAGUAGUACCGUGCCACCUAUUACAUAUGUACAUAUGAAUGGUUGUGACAUUCCUAGCGACGCCACUUGGAUUUACGAAGAUCAUCACCCAUGUGCAUGUUUACAUUCGGAAACAAAUAUCAACCAAAUGACAUAUUGCCCUACCACUAACUUCAGUCAUCCCAGGACUCCACCAACUGAACAGGGGACUCCAUUUGUUUCGUAUCAUGAAUGCCGAUUCUCAGAUUAUCUUGAUGUUGAUCACACCAGUGGUGACCGUAAUUUGAUGCCAAUGUCGGAGGAGACAACAUCCGAGAUUAAUCCUCCAGCUCGGCAAAAUUUGUUUUGA
Molecule: messenger RNA, 2880 nt
Organism: Cornus florida
Lineage: Eukaryota; Viridiplantae; Streptophyta; Magnoliopsida; Cornales; Cornaceae
Product: protein FAR1-RELATED SEQUENCE 5-like
Exons: 7
Coding region: 1-2880 (959 amino acids)
Biological process (GO): regulation of DNA-templated transcription
Molecular function (GO): zinc ion binding
Source: RefSeq, a predicted model, not a curated record